UUAUAAUUUUGUGAGCAAAGUAUAAUUAAAAAAAUUAAAUGGCUACUUCUUUGUUCCUUACCUCAUUUUUUCCAUAUGUUCUUCUCUCCAUCCUCUUCACAUCUACCAUUGUGAAAGGAGAAGAUUUAGUCACUAAGGUUUGCGUCAAGACGCCUGAUCCUUCCUUAUGUGAGAAACUUUUACGAUUAAAUCCUGAUUCCAAAACCGCUGAUCUUCAAACCCUAGGCGUGAUCGCGUUCAGUUUGACUUCGGACCUCAUCGUAUCAACAUCUGAUAGGGUGAGGUCUCUCCGCGAUAACGCGACGAACCCGAAACUUAAGGAACAAUAUUCAACGUGUUCAUCGGCUUAUUAUGCUACAUUGAUGGAUAGAGAAAAUGGGCGUGAGUUUUUUAUGGCUAAAGGUUAUGGACAAGUAAAUUAUUUUAUGACUAUAGCGUUAGGUAAUUUACGUGGAUGUGACAAGGGUUUCCAAUCCAAAUUCCUAGACCAAGAUGAAAAGCUUAAACAAGCUAGUUUAUCAUUGCAACAAUAUUGUUUUGCUAUUAUUGUUAUAGGAGUUCUUCUCUAGACAUGAACCUUGGCCUAUAAAAAAAAAUUAUAAUUUUU
Molecule: messenger RNA, 607 nt
Organism: Solanum dulcamara
Lineage: Eukaryota; Viridiplantae; Streptophyta; Magnoliopsida; Solanales; Solanaceae
Product: pectinesterase inhibitor-like
Exons: 1
Coding region: 39-569 (176 amino acids)
Biological process (GO): negative regulation of catalytic activity
Molecular function (GO): pectinesterase inhibitor activity
Source: RefSeq, a predicted model, not a curated record